Molecule: messenger RNA, 1493 nt
Organism: Procambarus clarkii (red swamp crayfish)
Lineage: Eukaryota; Metazoa; Arthropoda; Malacostraca; Decapoda; Cambaridae
Source: RefSeq, a predicted model, not a curated record
AUGGAUGAGAGGUGCGGGCGUGGCGGUCGAGGGUGGGUGCCACCCCUCUCUGCCCUCAGGAGCCGGCUGGCGUCACAGCCAUACUGGCGAAGGUGUUUGUGCUCGCAAGAGGAGGUGCCGUCCAUCACAGAGCGGGAGCUGGGGCCUCUUCUCGCCCUCACUCCGGCUCAUCGCUUCAUAGUCCUCGUCGUCACCAACUCCAGUCACAGCCACGGGUCAGUGGUGGUCGGGGGAGAGUCGCUGAUCAAAGCCAUGUACACAGCACAGAACCUGCCGGGUCUGCGACCGUGUCUUCAGAGUCCCAGCGAGCCCUCUCUGGCCUUCAUCAAGUACGACAUGACUAAGCCCAAGAGCAAGAGAAAGGAGAGGAGGGGUGCCCAGUCUACUGUCCUUAACGGUGGACAGGUCAAGGUUGGAAUGGUCUUGAUAUAUCAGAAGACAAGAAUGUUGUAUGCAGGAUUUCCUCUCGCUAGCUACGGGUGCAUGAAGCAAGACUUCCUCGACUUUAUAUCCAAGUACACCAAAUGUGACUUUCACCUGAGAGUGCCCACCCAUGCACAGCCUCUACCUCAGCUACCGAGUGAAAACCCACAGCAGGAGUCUCAGGAACUUGAACCCCUUGAGGAGACCUCAUCUGAGGAACCACAGGAUCAGCAUCCCUCUGAGAAGUCACAGGAACCCCCUCAGAAAUCCCAGGAACAGGAAUCCCCUGAGGAGUUCUAGCAUUGAGAACCUCCUGCAGAGAACUGUUGCACCUUCCCCUUUAACUCGAAUACAAAUACUGUACAGUACUUAUCAAUAAUUACUGAAACUUAAUAACAGUGAUAACCAAUAUGCAAAAGAAAAAGAAUUAUAUAGCUAUCUUCUAAUUCUAAGAAUUACCCAUCUAUUUACUUCCAGUAAUUUCAUCUCAACACCAUGUAAUUUUUAUUGAAUCCCUCACAGAUUUUGUAUUUAUCAUUUACCUGAAUUUACCUGAAACCCACUACAGUAUUCAUUAGUGGCCUUAAAGAGGACAGGAAACUGAUGGCUUGUCAAAGGCGCCAACAACUGCUCCCGAAGAUUUUUCGGUCUGGAUUUUAAACUGAAGUAAUGACUUGGCAUUUGUGUCUUGGGCAGGUGGUCUCGGGUUUAGUAGCAAGGUAUGCCAAAAUUCCCUGAAAAUUGGUUCUGAUCUAUUCUAUCUACUGUGAACAACAGUUAGCUGCAUUGUUUUGAAAGUCAGCAGGAUCUGGAUGAGGGAGGGAGUUGUGAGGAGAAAGUACCAAGCCAUUGCAACUAUAUUACAUUUAUACAUUAAAUAAAUAAUACAUUUAAAGUCAUCUGGAUAAACAUCAGAUGACUUUAAAUGUAUUUUUCUAGGCAUAUGGAUUAGAGGUUGCAUAUCACAGCAAAAUCCCAAUUUCCUAGAUUUGAUCACUACUGCUUUUUUUGCAAUCAAAGAGGUUAGGCAGAAUAGCAAGAGGCAUAUUAAAUGAUACACUACAUUGCAU